Molecule: messenger RNA, 1194 nt
Organism: Klebsormidium nitens
Lineage: Eukaryota; Viridiplantae; Streptophyta; Klebsormidiophyceae; Klebsormidiales; Klebsormidiaceae
Source: the annotation of a GenBank genome assembly
CCUAAUUGGCGAAAUCAAUUAGGUUUCGCCACGAACACUGAGGAUCUGGGGAAUUUGGGCCACCCCCGAAAGAUACAGCAACUGACGGUGAAGGAGCGGUUUAUUCUUGAGGGGCAAGGAGCAAAGAAAGCGCACAGAGAUACUAUAGCAAUUGCCCAAUUCGCAUUGGUCGCGGCUGUGCCGCUCAUCUCAACAGGAUGGGAAAGGGGGAGUCAUCGUCGAAGAAGGUCAUUGGUAGAGAAGAUUGGGAGAAGAGGCUGAGCGAUGUGAAGAUCAGGAAGGAGGACAUGAACAAGUUGGUCAUGAACUACCUUGUCACCGAGGGUUAUGUAGACGCUGCGGAGAAGUUUCAGCUCGAGUCCGGCGUAAAACCGGAGAUUGACCUGAGCACUAUCACGGACCGGAUGACUGUACGGAAGGCGGUUCAGAGUGGGAAUGUGGAGGAUGCCCUUGAAAAGGUCAACGAUCUGAAUCCCGAGAUACUGGACACCAAUCCCCAGCUCUUCUUCCACCUUCAACAACAGCGGCUGAUUGAGUUGAUACGGAGUGGAAAGGUGGAAGAAGCUCUAGAGUUUGCACAGGAAGAGCUUGCUCCACGGGGAGAGGAAAAUCACCAAUUUCUGGAGGAGCUUGAGCGGACAGUUGCGCUGCUAGCGUUUGAGGACACCGCAAACAGCCCAGUAUCGGACCUGCUAGACAUCAGUCAACGGCAAAAGACAGCCAGCGAGCUGAAUGCUGCGAUCCUGACGAGUCAGAGCCACGAGAAAGAUCCCCGGUUACCCAGCCUGCUCAAGAUGCUCGUGUGGGCACAGAAUCAGCUCGACGAGAAGGUCUCCUACCCAAGGAUAAACGACCUCGUUAAUGCUACGCUAGAGGACCCUGUAUAAUGAGAUUGUUGCAGAUACUAUCGGAAGGACGUCGAUUCUGUACAUAGAAAACUGGGGUUUGGAGCAUGUCGGAUAGACAUGUCGAGGGAUAAGGGCAACCAUUGCUUAAUCUAGUAUAUGUGCAGCUUUCCGGUCCAAAGGACUCGAAGUUCUUCUGACCUGACGUGUCAACCUAGAGGUUGGGCGCGCGCGUCAUCUAUAGUAAGUUGGUGGCUCACUUCCAGUAGGAUCGAGCUGCAGUACGUGGCCACCUUCAUAUAAUUGAUAUCACGUCUUGCAAACAUGCACUGGAGCCUCAGUCCCGUGC